Molecule: messenger RNA, 2345 nt
Organism: Megalopta genalis
Lineage: Eukaryota; Metazoa; Arthropoda; Insecta; Hymenoptera; Halictidae
Product: mitochondrial protein C2orf69 homolog
Cellular component (GO): mitochondrion
Source: RefSeq, a predicted model, not a curated record
GAUUACUAUUUUUAAGUGCUUAAAUGACUAAAAUCUUAGGCAAAAAAUAUAUAGUAAAAUUAACUAUACAACUUGUACUACAUAUUUUUUCGUGAAGGCUUAUGUGAUAAUUACCGAACUCUGGUUGUGACGAAGUACAAUUUCAAACUACAUAUCUACAUACUUGCUGUAAAAUUAAGCAUUUCCUAAUAAAUCAAGGGUCAACAGUGUUUAUCUUAAAAUUAUCACUUACAUAUAGUAAAAAAAAUACGGAAUAUUUCAUGUAUACUAGCAUGUUCAUUUUUCGAGCGCCGCUCAAGGCCAUAGCCUGAGCGAGCGUAGCCGCGUAGCCCUAUAAUCAUACGAUGCAUUGUUUGUUAGUGUGAGAGCAAAGUGCAAAGUAGUGCAAAUUAAUAUGGUGGAUACCCUGCCCGUUUGGAUUCGCUAGCUCACUGCUCACUGGAUUUGCACUCUGAUCUGCGCCACCCGGUUAUCCAUAACCCGGUUCCUAUCGUACAUACAUAUAUCCUAAGUCCGAAAAUCAAUAAUAUAGUAUACUAAAUAGAUAUUUGAUUUUUUCUAACAAUUUCAAACUCGUGAAUUACCGGCAAUGUUAAACGUUACAUUAAAAUUUUAGACUGUGGUUUCAGAUUUAGAUUUUUUGAAAUGUCUUCUAAAAUCUGUAUAUGGAAGAAAGUACCUGGAAUUGUUAGUCGUUUUAAUGAUAUAAUUUAUUCAUAUCCAAAAUCACUACCAUGUCAAGACAUUCUCAUAUAUUUUGGAGGCGAUGUGCAGGAUAUUCAAGAAUGUAUGGAACGGCAUCCUGACAGUAAGAAAUAUGCAGAGUGGAGUCUAGAAAAUACUGCUCGUAUACUUUCAACAAAUUUUCCAAAUAAACAUAUAAUUGUCAUUCGUCCAACAAGAAUACACAAUAAAGUAUAUGGCAGCUUUAGUUGUUUUGAUAAUUUUGUAUCAACAAAUGAAUAUGGUGAUCCAACGUUUUCUCCAUCUCAUAAUGCUUUAAAACAUUUGCAGGAAUUGAUAAAAUCCUCUUCACAGAAUUUGAAAUUAUAUAAGGAUGAGAAUCCUACUGAUCUUAUUAAUAACAAAACAAGAUUAACACUAAUGGGCUUCAGCAAAGGCUGUGUUGUAUUGAAUCAAUUUCUUCAUGAAUUUCAUAACCAUCUCAGUAAUCCAGAUUCUGACCUAGAAAUUACAAACUUUGUAAAACUAAUUGAGAGCAUGUGGUGGUUGGAUAGUGGACAUGGACGUUCCAAAGAUACAUGGAUUACGAAUAAACCUAUAUUAGAAUCGUUUGUAAAAUUAAGUAAUAUAUUCAGUAAAAUUAUGAGAAAACUUUCUGUACUUGUUUCAGUUAUGCUUAACACUUGUAAUGUUACAGAAAUAGAAGUUCAUGUACAUGUCACACCAUAUCAAAUAUGUGACCUUCGGCGUCCAUGGAUUCGUGAAGAAGAAAAUCAAUUUUGUUGUUUGUUACGAAGUAUGGAAGUUCCUGUGAAACGAAUUUUACACUUUGCAGAUAAACCAAGAAAUUUGACAUUACAUUUUAAUCUUCUUACUGCUAUCAGAAAUUAUAUUCAAUAAUAUCUCAUUACUUAAAUUAUUUAAAUACAUUUUCAUAUAUAUAUAUACAAUAAUAUCCUGCUUAGUUAGCCAAUGUUCUUGCUCUAGUUAGCCAAUAUUAUAUUAUUGUUGUACAGGGAACCAAGCUGUGAGUAUAAGGGAUGUUAUUGAAAAGACUGAGUUAGCUCUGUUAUAUCAUGUAAUUUACUAUUUGUGUGACAAAUUAUUUAAAUGCUUACAAAAAAAUAUUGAUUCUACGAUAGAUUUAACAAUGUAUUUUUAUUGUUAUUAACAAUGACACCAACAAAAGAAAUGUUAAUAUAUUAACUAUAAAGACUAUUCUUUGUCAUUGUAAAGAAAUGGCAAAAUGCAUGACUAAUAGCAAAAUGAUAACUCCAUUAACAAGCUAACAGUAGUAGGUAAUCCUAUUAAUAGUUAGAAUUGGUUGCAGUCAUGCGUCAUUUAUCCAGGUUAUUUUUCCAAAUCUGUGUUCAUUUUAAAUUCAUUGGGUAAUGAUAUAGUAUUAUAUAAAUAUAUUUUCUUAAGAAAAUUUAGUACGUAAUGUAUAAAAGUCAUUUGUAAAUACUUAUUAAUGCAUUUAUGAUAUGUUAAUUAAAAUUUUCUUAUAUUUUUAAAUAAGUAGAACUGAAAAAGCAUUUGGACUAGUGUUACACAAUGAAAAAUUUUACGUACAUUAAUAUGUAGCAGCAUAGUUGAUAGAAGAUUGAUAUACAUAUCUAUGUCAAAUAAAUAUAUUUGCAUCCGUGGUGUAUUAACAUUUA